CCUCCACCACUUGUAGCGGUAGAAAAGACAGGCGGCGUGAUGGACCGAACACCACGUCCGGUCAACAGCAAGCUCACAAAGUCGUCGCCUGCGCGCCAAACUGCAAGUCCUGCGUAGACGAAGUCCGAACCGGACGCGUCGAAGAUUAGUGCUGAAGAGGAGGAAGAGGAAGAAACGUUCUCGGCUCCUCUGCUUCCUUUUCCAACCCAACCGUUUGAUGACCAGACGGGGCCUCCGACCAACCGCCGCAGGAGCAGCACCAUGACACGCCUGAGCCGGACGGCGCUCGUCCGCUUCGAUUUCCGGUGGGCCCGCGUCCUUGGCAUCGCCUUCCUCCGCCGCUUCUUCCGCGCCGUCUGGAGUCACCUGCUGUCUUGCUCGUCGCUCGGCGGGCGCGGCCGGUACCGCCGGCUCAAGGCGGGCUUAUCGUCCUCCGUCCACCUCGUGGUGGUGGGGGAGGAGAAGCCGGUCACUGCAGCCGCCGCCGCUGUGGGGUGUGCGGUGCCGUGCGCGGACGUGGAGGCGGAUUCCGACUUGGUGACCUUGAAGAUUAGCCUCCUUGGCGACCGCCAUAUAGGGAAAACAAGCUUCAUGAUCAAGUAUGUGGGGGAUGUGGAGGAGCAGAGGGGGCUGCAGAUGACAGGAUUGAAUCUGAUGGACAAAGUUUUGGUUGUUCGUGGAGCGAGGAUUGCGUUUAGCAUGUGGGACGUGGGAGGUGAUGACCAAUUUCUGGAUCACGUCCCCAUUGCCUGCAAAGAUGCUGUGGCGAUUCUUGUUAUGUUUGAUCUUACCAAUCGUUCUACCCUAAACAAUGCCAUUGACUGGUAUCAAAGAGCAAGAAAAUGGAACAAGACAGCAAUUCCUAUCUUGAUAGGGACGAAAUUUGAUGACUUUGCUCAGCUUCCUCUUGAAAUGCAAUGGACAAUCGUGAAUCAGAAUACUCAUGUCAAACUUAAAAGAGGAGGGACGAUGGCAUCAUUUGGUUGUCAUGCAACCUUGUUGGAGAUAUUUCAUGUGCCACCUAAAACAAGAUAACGACUGAAGCUAAAAAGAUGAAACACAAGAACCAACUUUUUUCCAAAGUGUUUCAGACAUCCAUAUAAAGAGAAAAGAGAGCUUACAUGGAGUUCCUUCUGAUGGAGUCCUUUUCUCUCUGUUUGGAUUGUGAUGCUUCCACAUGACCAGGUCAUAAAGUGAACUUUGUGAUUCAGAAUGGACCAUUCCUUUUCUUGUGGAUGAAAUGAUCACAUUCGCCUGUGACAAUCUUGAACUAGAUUACUUUUCAUCAAAAAUGACAUCCAAUCCAAAUGGAAUGGACACAGAAGAAGAAUAAUCUUAUGAAAUGUUCCAUUCGGGAAAUCUGAAACUCAUGCUGUUCUGAUAGAAUGAGUAGACUUGACUAUCAGUCUGAUCCUUGUUCAGAUUUUUGUUUAUUGUUGGAUGAUUAAUUGUAUAUUUUGAUGCUGGAAUGAACCAAGUAAAAUUCUUUUCUU
Musa acuminata AAA Group (dessert banana) is the source of this 1493-nucleotide messenger RNA. RefSeq names its product septum-promoting GTP-binding protein 1-like. The transcript has 6 exons. Gene Ontology annotation, molecular function: GTP binding; GTPase activity. The record is from RefSeq and is a predicted model, not a curated record. Bases 262 to 1035 code for a protein of 257 amino acids. Lineage: Eukaryota; Viridiplantae; Streptophyta; Magnoliopsida; Zingiberales; Musaceae.